AUGGCUCCCAACCUUUUCCUCUGUGCGCGAACCAUUUUCUGCCCUACCUACUGGUUCCAGAAGGGCGACCGCGACGGCGAUCUCAAGGAACAACAUUGGGAAUCCCCCGUCCCGGGAACAUACAAGUUCCUCCCAGGUCGCGGAUGGCACCUCAUCCAUCGGGAUGGGUGUGAAAACGAUGAAAAAGUCCCUGCUGCACUAGUCUACUGUCGCAUCCUCCACCGUUACAUGUUCGAAUCCGAACUGGAGGAACGCUGCCGCUGGUUCGACGCCCCGCUGCACAAGGGCGGCCGUCCGGAAAAGCUGCGCUUUUUCCUCCUCGACGAUGGCAUUCACUGGGUCGCUGGCUGGGAUGCCCAGGGCAGCUUCAUUCUUGGCCCUUACCCCAAGUGGUGGCUCGACGAAGAUGGAUACACCAUGCGCCGCGGUGCCUCGCCUCCUACCAGUGCCAACGUGUCCCGUUGCAGCAGUAUCAUUGCUGGCAAAUUUGACUGA
Molecule: messenger RNA, 495 nt
Organism: Penicillium crustosum
Lineage: Eukaryota; Fungi; Ascomycota; Eurotiomycetes; Eurotiales; Aspergillaceae
Exons: 1
Coding region: 1-495 (164 amino acids)
Source: RefSeq, a predicted model, not a curated record